This is a messenger RNA of Zophobas morio, 2113 nucleotides long. Its product is annotated as cytokine-like nuclear factor N-PAC. The transcript has 9 exons. The record is from RefSeq and is a predicted model, not a curated record. The coding region runs from base 103 to 1620 and encodes 505 amino acids. Gene Ontology annotation, molecular function: NAD binding; NADP binding; oxidoreductase activity, acting on the CH-OH group of donors, NAD or NADP as acceptor. Lineage: Eukaryota; Metazoa; Arthropoda; Insecta; Coleoptera; Tenebrionidae.
CGUCGCGCCCCAUCGCGCAGGCCCCAUUGAAAGUAUUUUGAUGCUAGCGCGGUACAACAAAUUCAGACUGAGUUUGACGUUGCAAGGGUGAACUCGUGCAGGAUGAACUACGAACCGAAAGUGGGAGAUCUUGUUUGGGCGAAAAUGAAGGGAUUUUCCCCCUGGCCAGCCCGUGUGGUGAAGCCCGGGCCUAAUUCCAAGAGGCAGAGCAAGAAGGGCAGUCACUGGAUUUACUUUUUCGGCUCGAACAACUAUGCGUGGAUUGAACAGAAUAAUAUUAAGCCCUAUGAGAAGUUUAAGGAGAAGUUCACGAACUUGUGCAAGUCGGCCACGUUCAAGGAGGCUGUUGAUGACAUCGAGGAUUACAUUACGAAGAGAAAUGAGGACGCAAACUACGACGCCGUGUUUGAGAGCUCGCUGAAAACCGAACUGGAACUCGUGCAACAGCAGCAGCAGCAGCAACAGCAGCAGUCUCCAAAGAAACAAAGAAAGAGUGGAACCAAUAAACGUCAAUCUUCGGAUUCGCCGCGCAACACCUCGGCGAAGAAACCCAAAACGUCAUCACCUUCUCUCAAGUACGACGAAAAUGGGACGUCGGAGGAACCGUACGAAGAGGAAAUUUUGAAUUUGCCGCCGAUUUUGAGCAAGCCGGAUUCCCCCAAGAUAGAUUUAAAUAAAGUAUCCGUCGACUUAAAGAAUAAGAAUAUAUCUGCCUCAUCGAUGGCUUUCGGGUUUAUGGGACUUGGCAAUAUGGGAUCUAGCGUUGUCAUGAAUCUAAUCAAUUCUGGACAUAGGGUCAACUUAUGGAACAGGUCGUCGCAAAAAUGCGACGAGAUCAAGGCACAAGCCGACGCCAACCAACUAGGUUUAGUUCAAACGUACCAAACACCCUGCGACGUAGUACAAAAUUCGGACGUAAUAUUUAGCUGUUUAGCGGACCCCCGUUCCGCCAAGGAGGUCGUGAUCGGCAACUGCGGCGUCAUCCACCAGGCCGACGGCUGCAGCGCCCUCGCCGGCAAAGGCUACGUGGAGAUGACGUCCAUCGACCCCGACACCUCCAAGGACAUCUGCAACAUCAUCGAGAGUAAGGGCGGGCGCUACCUCGAGGCGCAGAUGCAGGGCAGCAAGAAGCAGGCCGAGGAGGGUAGUCUGAUAAUUUUGGCGGCCGGCGACAAGUCGCUCUUCGACGACUGCCAGACGUGCUUCAAGGCCAUCGGGAAGACGGCGUUCUACCUGGGAACGGUGGGCUCGGCCACCAAGAUGAACCUGUGCAUUAAUAUGGCGCUGGGGAUAGGGCUGGCCGGGCUGGCCGAGAGCAUGGUGCUGGCGGAGCGGUGCGGGCUGUCGUGCAAGGACUUCCUGGAGAUCUUCAACCUGUCGGAGGGCGCGUCCAACUACCUGUCCAACAAGGGGCAGCUGAUCAACAACCGCAGCUUCUCCAAGGUCGAGCAGGCCCUCGAGUACAUGCAGAAGGACAUCAAACUGUGUCUGGAUAUCUCAAAUGACGUGAAACAGAACUUGCCGGUGGCGGCGGCGUCGAACGAGGCGUACAAGACCGCCCGGCGGUCGGGCUACGACGAGCACGACGUGGCCAUAGUGUUCAUGAAGAUGCGGCAUUAGUUUCGGUACAGAUUGAUUUGGUUACGAUUUUAGUUAACUUUGAUCAUGGUAGUGUUCUUCCACUUAAUUCUUUUAUAUUUCGUGUCUGAUGAAACGAUGUAUUUUAUUUUUAUUGAGGCGGAAUUUCGUGAAAGACAUUACUGUGCCUACGAUAGGUGUAAUUAUCCAGGAGUUCUCAAAGCGCCCCGGAAACUCCACGCCAAACGUCGGCGAGGUUAUGAAUCGCUGGUUUUGUAUAUUUUCGCAUUUGAUUAUAAGUUAUUGCAUUCGUAUGAGUACUUUUUUCGAUUUUUUGUGCGCCGUUUUUGACGUUUGCGGGACGGUUUCGGGGGCCCCUCAAGACAGAGUCUUAUAUAGCGAAUUAUUAAUUGAACAACAAGGCAAAAUAAUGGCAAACUCAUGAGUUUGUAUUAUUGUUUUAUUUAGGUGUUCUGUAAGUUGUCUUUUUUAUUACAUAAUUAAUAGUUUAUCAAUAAAAGUAUAAACAACGUGA